Messenger RNA from Cooperia oncophora, 435 nucleotides. The record is from the annotation of a GenBank genome assembly. NCBI's taxonomy places the organism in Eukaryota, Metazoa, Nematoda, Chromadorea, Rhabditida, Trichostrongylidae.
AUGCAACUAAGGGAGUGGGGCCUCAUGUACGCAGGUCAGGGACACGGCUUGGUACGAUUGUGGUUGGGAACAAGGCCAAUGGUAAUCUGCAUCAGACCAGAAACGGCCAAGCUUGUCCUCGAGAGAUCGGACACGAUAACAAAAGGAGACGAGUAUGGUAUUUUGACUCCAUGGCUCGGCACUGGUUUGCUGAUUUCGACGGGGGAGAAAUGGCGAACGAGGCGAAAACUUCUCACUCCCUCGUUCCACUUCAAAGUGUUAAACGAUUUCCAGGCUGUGCACGACAGACAAGCGAAGAUUUUCAUUAAUCAAUUGGAAAGGAUUGCCAAGGAUGGCGAAGAGUUUGACAUUUUUUCCAUAUUCGUCAAGCGGUGCGCUCUUGAUAUCAUUUGCGGUGGGUUCUGCAACAUCUAUAUGAUCGAAAAUAACAACUGA